Clupea harengus (Atlantic herring) is the source of this 455-nucleotide messenger RNA. RefSeq names its product POU domain, class 2, transcription factor 2. The transcript is spliced from 4 exons. NCBI's taxonomy places the organism in Eukaryota, Metazoa, Chordata, Actinopteri, Clupeiformes, Clupeidae. Gene Ontology annotation, biological process: regulation of transcription by RNA polymerase II. The record is from RefSeq and is a predicted model, not a curated record. Gene Ontology annotation, molecular function: DNA-binding transcription factor activity, RNA polymerase II-specific; RNA polymerase II cis-regulatory region sequence-specific DNA binding. The coding region runs from base 45 to 455 and encodes 136 amino acids. Gene Ontology annotation, cellular component: nucleus.
AGCUCAAGCCCCUGCUGGAGAAGUGGCUCAAUGAUGCCGAGAACAUGUCUAUGGACAUCUUGGUGAGCCCCGGCUCCUUGUCCUCCCCCUGUCUGGGCUUUGAGGGUCUCCCUUCCCGUCGCCGUAAGAAACGCACCAGCAUAGAGACCAACGUCCGCGUCGCCCUGGAGAGAGCCUUCAUCACGAACCAGAAGCCCACGUCGGAGGAGGUGCUGAUGAUCGCGGAGUCGCUGCAGCUGGAGAAGGAGGUGGUGCGGGUGUGGUUCUGUAACCGGCGGCAGAAGGAGAAGAGGAUCCACCCCUCCAGCGCCACGCCCCCCCCGCCCAGGCCCGCCCCCCCCGCCACACACAAACACCCCUGCUACAGCCCCCUUAUGGGGGUGGCUCUAGCUGCAGAGUGUGGAUCAGGCCUGUUAUGGUCUCCUCCUGUGUGUGUCAUGAUGUCGCUGUGCUGA